This is a messenger RNA of Daphnia magna, 806 nucleotides long. RefSeq lists its product as uncharacterized. The transcript is spliced from 2 exons. The record is from RefSeq and is a predicted model, not a curated record. The coding region runs from base 78 to 806 and encodes 242 amino acids. NCBI's taxonomy places the organism in Eukaryota, Metazoa, Arthropoda, Branchiopoda, Diplostraca, Daphniidae.
UGGUGAAUGGAAUUGUUACCAACCAAGCUACAAUUGACCGAUGGAAGAAAAGAGACGUAACAUGUAGAAACUACAUAAUGGCUACCAAAGAACCCAGUCAAAAGAAAAACAUUUAUGGUUUGGCAACUGGAAGAGAAAUGUGGCUAAAAAUCGAGACUCAGUAUGCAUCCAACGCGGCCGAUCUCGAAGCCAACUGCCUGACAAGCUUAUAUAACUUCAAGCAUGAUCCUAGGAAAGACAUUAUGUGUCACAUCAAUGGAGUCCUGGCUUUUACCAACAAGCUACGUGAAAUUGGGAAGCCCAUGGCAGAACUACACAUCAUCAACAUCAUUACAUCUUCCCUUCCUGAGUCUUACGCCAGAGCACGGUCAAACUGGACACUGGUACCUGAAGCUGAACGAAAAGUUAACAACCUAACAAGUAAACUGAAGGCAGAAGAGACCAUCAUUGCCAGCUACCUAAAACCUGCUAAAGAAGACUUGGCCCUCCAUGCUUCAGAGCAGCAGACUGACCAAAAUGAAAGAAUCGCAAAUAAACCGGGACCAUCGUUUUAUCCCGUCGACAACCGUUCCGAUGGUGGAAGGUACCUCCAUAAAACAAAGAGAAGCAGGAUCAACAAAUUUCGUGGAGGAAGAGGAGCUUUCAAAGGAUCUUCUGGUCCUCCCGAACUCAGAGAAGGUGAACAAGAAUACGAAUUCCUAUUCUGUGAAGUUGACACACACAAAACGAGAGACUGCAGAAACAUGACCAGAGCGAAAAAGGCAAGAAAUGAGACCAAAACACAAACUAAAAAUCAAAAUUUUUGA